CGACUAAAAAAGUUUUAAUGAAAACUUUACAAUGUAAAUCUCAAAUGUUAUCCUAUGAUGACUCUGUUUUGGGUUUUAAAGGGAAAGUUCACCCCAAAAUUGAAAAAUAUAUGUAUUAGGGGGGCUUUAGUGCUAUCUAUCCGUCUAUGUCGUUCUGCUGGGUGCUGCCUAGUUUUGGAGUUACCAGCUGUGGAAAUGUCGGUGUUCUCUCGAAUACAAUGGGACUGAAUAUAAUUCUUUAUGUGAUGAUUAAAGCACCAAAAAAUGCAUUAGAAAAAUUCAACAGCAACGUCUGUUACCAAAACUCAUGAACCGGGUACUCAGAUAAUCCACAGACUUAGUAGUGAGCAGUUUAAUGUAGGAACUACUUUUGUUCCCUACCGAACUCCACACGACAAUGGUAUCACUGCGCCGAAGAUGUCGCCUGGGUGCUCGUGCUUCUAUCUCGUGCACAGUGGUUUCGAUUGAUGUGUGGAGUAUGUACUUUAAAAUCGCAGGUAUAGGCUGUAGUAGUACGUAUACGGAGAUAAAUACAGUGAUAAAACGUGAUUCCAUAUUUCUAAAUAGAGAACUGCGGAGACCCAAGUGCGGGUAACAGGGGCGUUAUUUGGGGAACAGGCAAACGGAGAUAGAAUCGGCAGGCUAGUUUCAUAGUAAGGGUCACAGAUCCUAAGGAGUGACUCCUAUACAGGCACGGGAGAUAAAGGCUGGUAAUGAGGGGAGCGACCGGGGGAAACGGGGAAGAGACAGGGUCGGGACUGAGACGGAAAGGCAGCAUGUCAGGACUGGCCGACAGUCAAGACACAACACUUAGUAAUGGCAUGCAAUCAAUAAUACCCCGCACUGGGGGCAGACAGGCUUAUAAAGUGAAUAACAGGUGGGACCAAUCAGAGCUGCUAAUUGUCUCCCGCCAACAGAUGAUUGGCUGAGUGAACUGUCAGUAAAUUUAUAUGGCACAUUGCAUAAUGCACAAAAGCACCCUGCAAAGCCCUGGUCUAAACAGUGAUGGAGCUCAGCUGAAGAGGGUGAUGUGAAGAAGGUUCUUGAACACAUUUCUUUCUCUUAGGGCAGUCUUCAUUUGAUAACAAGAUCCAGGCCCUAACUUUGCUCUUAGCAGGACAGCAAUGACUGGGACCGUGUGCUACAAAGCCCUGUGGGAACUGAUGGCCUUGUUGGCAUUAGCAGAAUUCUCCAGCUGUGAGUUCCCUGUUAAAACAGCCUAUUCUCCAACUGACUUGAGAAUAAUGGACCCUGGGCGGCUGGGUCAGCUUCACAUUAACUGGACCGUGCCGCCAAUCCUGCGCAGUGUCACCGACUGCUUUGUUCGUUUUCAGCUUGAAUACAACAAUACCUAUGAGAACAGGUCGCAGAUUGUCAGAAUCAGAGAGAGGAGCUACAGUGCCCAGUUCGACUUGGAGAAGGAUAAUCAUGUGAAGGUCCAAAUUCUCAUUAGCGGGUCUUGCGUAAACAGCUCUACUGAGGUCCAAAGCCCCCCCGUGGAAGCUGUACUGAAUGCCCAGCGAAAAGGAAUCCCUGGCUCCAAGAUAAAUGACUCCAAUUGUGUUUUCUACAACUGGGAAUAUAUGGAGUGCAUUUGGGAUAAAGGAAGAGUACAACAUCCAGAUUACCAGUACCGCCUAUACUACUGGCAUAAGGGAAUGGAACAAGCUGAGGAGUGCCCUCAAUAUAUUGCAUCAAAGGGAAAAAAGAUUGGCUGCAGGUUCAACAGACAGUUUCUCAUGGAUUUCACAGAAUUUAAUAUCUGUAUAAAUGGUUCUGCAGAAGGGCAUCCUCUGCAGCCGGCCUAUUUUACGAAGCAGAUACAGAAUCUUGUGAAGCCAAGUGCUAUUACAACUCUAUCUUUGGAGUCAUUGUCCAAUGGACAGCUCAGUUUGAAGUGGUCACCAUCUGUUGGGAGGGUCCCUCACCAAUGUUUGGAAUUUGAGGUGGAAUCCGGUCCAGCGGGAGAUGGAGAUCUGAUGCAGAAGAACAUCACUAGAGAAUCAUCCAUUCUCAUCUCCAGACUGCAUGAACAUAUGCCCUUCUGCCUAAGAGUCAGAUGCAGGGUGAACCAUUUUUGCGCCGACUCACACUUCUGGAGCGAGUGGAGCUCUUCACUUUGUUUACCAGCUGAGCCCGGAUUGCCCCACAUCCUGGAAAGUGACGACACUGCUUCUGGCUUUAGUGACGGCCUAGAGUCUGAUGGAGAGUCACAGACUUGAUGCAGUUAUCAGGGCUGGCAUCAAGACAAUCUACAGCCUACUAAAGGCCAAGGCCAGAAAAGGUAAUGAAGAAAAGAAUGACUGAAGGAAGGAAGGAAUACCUCAUGUCAAACAUUCACUAUUUUUCACUGUAUUUGACUGUAUUUUUUUUUACUUAUUACAUAAGGUGAUGUUCUGAAACAUUGAAGACAGCAGCCAUAAAUAACAGCAGGUCUGGGAUCUAGUGUGAAAAACAUAAGUGAAAAACCAUGCUGUAAUUGACUAAUUUAUUUUAGGAACACUAUGCUUUGCUUAUAAUAAUAAUGACACGUUAUUGAUCCCUGUGGGAAAUCCAUGACACCUAUGUAGGGAACAGCAAGCUUGGCAGUGAAGGAGAGGCACAUGCAGCAGUGCCCAAUAUUAUUAUUUAAGUGGCUGUGCCCAUUCACUCUAACACUACUGAUUUGGUAACAACUUAAAUAGCCAUAAGAUUGACACAUGAAUCGGUGACAAUAGGAUAACCCAUUUCAGUUUCUGGAAUGACGAGGGAAAACAAGAGGGUAUAAGAUAAUAAUUUUGAUUUUGUUGCUGAACAUUUGUAAGGUUUGUUGACAAUUAAUUCCUUGCAGAGAGGAGGUGUCUCUAAACUUAAGUAACCUUAAUAAUGAUAGCUACAUUACAAAUUAUCCAUCAACUGCAUAUCCUGGUCAGGAUCAUGGGGGGGUGCUGAAAGCUAUCCUAGGCAAAACUGGACACAGUGGUAGAGGCUGAACAGGAUGUCAGUCCAUUGAACAUUAUUCUUGCCUAAACAGUAAUCUGUAACAAUGAGAAUACAGAAUGAAUUGUGGAUGUUUUUUGGCGGUAACGAAAGCGGUUACAUGGCGCCAUCUUGUGGAACUACUACAUAUGAACAAUCCCAGACUGUCGGGGAGAAUGAUAAUUGUGCCUUACUUGCUUACGUGGAUAUUUAAUAUAUAAGACUGGGUGAAAUUUGAUCUAAUGUUCACUUGAACAAAUAUUAGAAGGGUGUUUCAGCUGUCGCAUGGGUAAACUUCUUCCAAACCCACAUGUCUCAUCUGAAUUGAUGGGUUUAAUCAGCGCUAGCAGUAGUCUGAGUUGACGUUGCUCAUUCUUUUCUAGAUAUAUGUGGAUCUGGUUAUAGUGAUCAACUACUGUACUUAUAUGAAUCAAAAAGGUUGAGACAGAAUCAUUCCUGUACGCAUACUGGUUAAAUAAUUCGCUUAUACUAAUGAAGUCGUCCGCCUACAGUAUUCAUUUUUGGUCAUUUUUUUUACUUACCUACUUAGUCUUGCCUUAACCCGUCUGCUUCUGGCUAGCUACCCGAGGCUAAUGCUGUGUGGACAGAAAACAUGACAGGAAAAAGAAAGUCAUUUUCUCUCAAUUUGGAAUAUAGAUUCAUCAAAGCUUAUGAUAAACUCAUGAAAAUCGAGCCACUGAGAUGCAGCAGCGAAACUACAAUAAGC
Molecule: messenger RNA, 3685 nt
Organism: Paramormyrops kingsleyae
Lineage: Eukaryota; Metazoa; Chordata; Actinopteri; Osteoglossiformes; Mormyridae
Gene: il13ra2
Product: interleukin 13 receptor, alpha 2
Biological process (GO): cytokine-mediated signaling pathway
Cellular component (GO): external side of plasma membrane; membrane
Molecular function (GO): cytokine receptor activity; protein binding
Source: RefSeq, a predicted model, not a curated record